Danaus plexippus (monarch butterfly) is the source of this 1402-nucleotide messenger RNA. RefSeq lists its product as uncharacterized. Gene Ontology annotation, biological process: glycolytic process. Lineage: Eukaryota; Metazoa; Arthropoda; Insecta; Lepidoptera; Nymphalidae. Gene Ontology annotation, cellular component: cytoplasm. The record is from RefSeq and is a predicted model, not a curated record. The transcript is spliced from 8 exons. The coding region runs from base 44 to 1276 and encodes 410 amino acids. Gene Ontology annotation, molecular function: pyruvate kinase activity; potassium ion binding; magnesium ion binding.
GUCUCAAAAUAGUUGGUAAAAUCUGGGAAUCAAUUUAAAAAUAAUGGGCUGGUGGAUAAAUAAGUUUACACGACCUUCUAACUCUUGCAGUUGUGGUGCUCUGUGCUAUCAUAUGGAGGAUGAUGAAAACGAUAUAUUUUAUCAAUCUUCCAAUAUAAUAUUUACCUUCAACCAUAUAAUAUACGACGUAGAUGACAUCUACAGUCUCACUUGUUGCGGCGUCAACAUCUUCAACGUUGAUAUGACGGCUGAAGAUGAAUCGUUCUUAAAAAACGUCACAGAUGUUAUUACUGAAUCCGAAAAUCUACCAAGAAUGUUUCCAUCUACAUACUACAGACCAACGGGUUUAUCAGUUACUAUGGACAUCAACAAAUCUGUACAAAUUAACGAAAGAGUGGAUAUCAUAUUAUUGAAAAAAGUGAAAACAGUUGAUGAAUUGCUAAGUUUUAAAAAGCAAAAUCCAAACUACAACAACAAAACAAUCGUGGUCUGGCUGACGAGGUGGACGAUUGAGGAAAUUAGUAUUGUUAAGUUUUCAGAUGGAGUUGUGUUAGAUCUUUUCGACGAUAAUCCAAGUUGGGAUGAAUUUUGUAACUGUCCUCUGGACUUUUGUAAAGAGAACCGAAAACCGGUUUUUUAUGUAAAAAAAUAUAUAAUAAAGGAAUAUUACCAACUGUCAAAUAGAGAACGGUUAAUAAAUGUAAUGGCUGAUGGAAUUGUUAAGAACCGCCUCGAUGGAAUAAUUGUAGUGGACGAUAAUUCGGACAAAAAAUUGCCAAAAGAAAUGAUUAGCUCUCUGAUAAGAGCACUUGAUAACUCUGAAAAAAAUAUUGACGUGUCCAAAGAAUAUUUUGAGAAAAGCUUUAAGACGAAAAUACCUCUGCUUGCACCUUUAUCUACAGCUUUUGCGGCAUCCCUGGCGGCUCUUACAAGUGGCGCCAGAGUAAUACUAGUACUAUCAGUCACCGGUGUUUCAUCUCAAUUGAUAUCUUUUACCUCACCCCCGUGUCAUAUCAUCUGUAUUAUAUCUAGAAAAUCAAUGGCUCGUCGACUACAUAUGUACCGUAAAGUCAUCCCAUUAUUCUGUAAAACGAAUCGCUCCACAAACUGGCAUCAGAAAUGUUGGAGUCGCAUACAUUUUGGCACGACUUUCGCUUUGAAGAUCGGUUUGCUGGAGCUUGGAGCCAAAUUAGUGGUGGUACAGCCCUCGGAAGAAGCAAAUGGAUAUUGUGAUUCUUUGCGAAUUUUGUCCAUUCCACUGCUGUGUGAUAAGUGAUAAGUUUUCAAAUUUUAUUUUAAAGUAUGAGUGCCUUUUUAUUUUCUUAACGAAAUAAGAUGAAACAUAUUUUGUCAUUUAUAAAUAUAUGGAGAAUAAUAAGACGCUUUUAAAAGUUAUGGAAUA